Chrysochloris asiatica (Cape golden mole) is the source of this 1020-nucleotide messenger RNA. RefSeq names its product TSR3, 20S rRNA accumulation, homolog (S. cerevisiae) (gene TSR3). The transcript is spliced from 7 exons. Gene Ontology annotation, biological process: maturation of SSU-rRNA. Bases 1 to 1020 code for a protein of 339 amino acids. Lineage: Eukaryota; Metazoa; Chordata; Mammalia; Afrosoricida; Chrysochloridae. The record is from RefSeq and is a predicted model, not a curated record. Gene Ontology annotation, molecular function: rRNA small subunit aminocarboxypropyltransferase activity.
AUGGGUCGCAGGAGGGCGCCGCGCGGGCCCCGGGCCGAAGUCGCCCGUGCUCGGCGCCCCGUGGGCCGCUCCCUGGAGGCUUUCACUGAGGAGGUCGGCGCUGCGCUGCGCGCGUCCGUGGAGGCAGAUGCGGCCGGGGACGAGGAGGGCCAGGGAGCGAUGGGGCUGCCCUGCCCACUGGCCAUGUGGGAGCUGGGCCAUUGUGAUCCUCGGCGUUGCACCGGCCGCAAGCUGGCCCGACUGGGUCUGGUGCGCUGCCUGCGCUUGGGGCAACGCUUCGGUGGUCUGGUGCUCAGCCCCAUGGGCACCCAGUACGUGUCCCCUGCAGACAGACAGCUGGUAGCCCAGUCAGGGGUCGCUGUCAUCGACUGUUCCUGGGCCAGGCUGGACGAGACACCGUUCAGCAAGAUGCGGGGCAGCCACCUGAGACUCCUGCCCUACUUGCUGGCUGCCAACCCCGUGAACUAUGGCCGGCCCUGCAAGCUGUCCUGUGUAGAGGCCUUUGCAGCCACCUUUUGCAUCCUGGGCUUUUCUGACCUGGCUGUCAUCCUGCUUCGGAAGUUUAAAUGGGGUAAAGCCUUCCUGGACCUGAACCGCCAGCUCCUAGACAGUUACUCGGCCUGCAGUGACCCAGAGGAGGUGCUGCAGGCUGAGAAGGACUUUCUGGCCAGCGCCCAGGAGGACCCCGAGGAAGAGAUUGAUCCCUUUGAUGUGGAUUCAGGGCGGGAGUUUGCAAACCUCAACAGGCCUGUGGCCAGCUCCCGGCUGUCCCCAGACAGUGGUGACAGUGACGAGGACAAGUCUGAGGAGGAGGAGAAAGAGGAGCCGGGGAAGCGUGCUGAGGCUGGAGCAGGUAUCCCUGAGGAGGAGCUGAGGAAGGAGGCCACGGCUGACCCUCUGGAGGGCAUCUGGCAUGGCGUGGCAAGUUGGAGGGUCACCCACCUGGUGGCUGGGUCCCCUUCUGCCCCAGGGCAGCUGCUGCUCAUUGGUACCAUGGAGACUGCAUUGGGUUGGGAGUGA